CAUCUUGUUAUUGGAUGCGCACACACACUCGUGAAAUGUGUUGUGCAAAAAUACGUAACGUUGAAGCGUAUUGACACCGGCGGCGGCACGAGAGCAGCGGCGCGAGCAACUACUCGAGCGUGCACGCUCGAGCAUCAUGAGUACAAGCGAGGUUCCGUCGCCAUCGAGAGAGAGAUUCGCUUGACGUGCUGAUCGUCACGACCCGGAUUGUCGCUGGAUCGCGAGCCUUCUUCGCAGCUCAAAGGACAACUUCCCGUGAUGCACCACUGUCCGUUGCCUCGCGCGCUGUCUCGCGAGUGUCUCGGCAAUGCGAUGAAGACGACGACAAUCACGACGACGACGACGACAAUGAUGAUAAUACCGUGCGAUAACCGCACCACGCGUGCCUCAUCCCGGCAGUGAUCGGCACGCACGUUGUUGGUGCUUCUAUAAUGACAGGAGUACACGACAACCGAGCGCAACGUGGAACUGCUGUCGCGGUUGCUUAAAUCGUGAAAUUAAACCUCCAGCGCGAAUUUGUUUUGUCCCGCUGAACGAUUGUACGCUGGACUAAGCGAUCCUGGGCGUAAUGGCAACUCACAAGACGGGCGGGCAGAGCGCCCGUAAAAAAGUACAGGUGUCUAUGGUUAUACGCGAUGAAGUGGAAAGGCAACACAGAGCCGGCGUUAAUUCCCUGCAAUACGAUCCAGCCUUACACAGGCUAUAUUCUGCUGGCAGAGACAGCAUCAUAAGGAUAUGGAAUUGCAGAAAUAUGAAGGAGCCGUACACACAGUCCAUGGAACAUCAUACAGAUUGGGUCAACGACAUAGUGUUAUGUUGUGGUGGUAAAAAUCUUAUAUCCGCGAGUUCAGACACCACUGUCAAAGUUUGGAAUGCGCAUAAGGGUUUCUGCAUGUCCACACUGCGUACACACAAGGACUAUGUCAAGGCAUUGGCAUAUGCCAAGGACAGGGAGCAGGUUGCUAGUGCAGGUUUAGACAAGUCGAUAUUUCUUUGGGACGUCAAUACACUGACUGCUCUUACUGCAAGCAACAACACAGUGACAACAUCGUCUUUGAGUGGAAACAGAGAUUCCAUCUACAGUCUGGCCAUGAAUCAAACUGGCACUAUUAUCGUGAGUGGUAGCACAGAGAAGGUCCUUCGCGUGUGGGAUCCACGAUUUUGCACCAAACUCAUGAAACUUCGCGGCCACACGGACAAUAUCAAGGCAUUGGUCUUGAAUAGGGAUGGCACUCAAUGUUUAUCGGCUAGUUCUGAUGGCACUAUUAAACUGUGGUCGCUCGGCCAACAGAGAUGCGUGCAAACCUACAGAGUUCACAAGGAGGGCGUGUGGGCGUUACUGGCGACAGACAGUUUUAGCCAUGUAAUAUCUGGAGGCAGAGAUAAGAGGAUAGUAAUGACAGAAUUAGGCUAUGCGGAGAGAUAUACAGUCAUUUGUGAGGAGAAAGCGCCUAUACUUAAAAUGGCCAUGACGCCAGAUCAAUCUAGUAUUUGGGUAGCGACUAGCGAAUCGACCAUUAAUAAUUGGUCUAUAAGCCAAAAAGACUGGCAAGAAUUGGGGAUCGGAGAUUGUUGCGAUUCUGCCAGUAACGUAUCGGGCGGUGUGAAUAUAUUGAGAAACACCGAACCUACGCAAAAGAUAUUAGGCGGCCCUGCCAUAAGACAUUAUCACGUAUUAAAUGAUAAAAGACACGUUAUGACGAAGGAUACAGAGGAAAAUGUUGCUUUGUAUGAUGUAUUAAAAGCGUGUAAAGUAGAAGAUUUAGGCAGAGUCGAUUUCGAGCAGGAGUGUAAAAAAAGAAACAAAAUGGUAUAUGUUCCAAACUGGUUUAACGUUGAUCUCAAAACAGGGAUGUUAACUAUACACUUAGGACAAGAUGAGAACGAUUGUUUUUCCGCAUGGGUUUCUGCCAAGGAGACCGGUCUGGCAGAAAAUGAUGCUGUAGAUCAGAAAGUGAAUUAUGGGAACCUACUGUUGCAAGCCUUACUCGAGCACUGGUGGAGGCCGUUACACGCUGACGAUGAGAACGAAGGUAAUAGCAAUGAUGGAAAUGGUCCCAUACAUACGAGAGGAGGAAAUCAAUACUUCUCAGUACCUAGUCAUACACCUGUCAUCUUCAGUGAAGUUGGAGGCAGAACCCUUUAUCGACUAUUAGUUCGAGAUGCCGCGGGAGAAACCGAAGGUGUGCUAUUAAAUGAAACAGUGCCGCCAUGGGUAGUAAACAUAGUCGUGGAUAAAAAUCUUCCGCAAUUCAUUAAGAUACCUUUUUACCUUCUUCCACACGCCACUUCCGGUGUAAAGAGUUUGAAGAAGGAUCGUUUGAUCGCGAAUGAUUUUAUACAAGUGCGUAAAGUGGCGGAGCAUGUUUACGAUAAGGUGCUCGGUGCAGGAAGCGAUUCAGGUUCGGUAGCUGGUGGCGGAAAUACGGUCUCCGGUGGAUCUCCAGCGGGCGAUAGAACAAACACGGAUUCCAAUGCUGACAAUUCUUCGUUGGCCGAGGAAAAGGUCGAACUUUUAUGCAACGAUCUGGUCUUGGAUCCCUCGAUGGAUUUGAGAACGGUCAGGCACUUUAUCUGGAAAAGUUCGACGGAUUUGACACUUCAUUAUCGCCCUGUUAAAUAGUUAGGAUUAACUACAUUGCAUCAUGAGUCUUUACAGUGUGCCUGGUUUUAUACCAUGAAUAGUGGAAAAUACAUGGGCUAUUUGCAAAAUAUGGUACCUUGUGCCACUGUUUCCUUAGGAAAUGAUCACCUGGAUUUCACGGAUGUUUCAUACGAUGUCGAGACAGGAACGAAGGAUAGCGGCGAGGCAUAUUUGGAGUAUUAGGAAUAGCACGUGAAGUUCGAAGGCAAUAAUGUGUGGAAGUAUUAAACGUAAAUUGCUCACUUUUAUACACCUCUGCAUCCUGCGGCCAAAUUCACACAACGGAGCAUUACUCUCGAUCGAUUCGAUCCGCUUGAGAAUAGCAUGCUUUUUGUACCUGGAUGUAGAAGUUAAAGCGCUUGUUGUCAGCCAUUUAUCGUCUUCCCGCGUCAAAGUUAUCAGUAAGAAAGUAUGGCACAAAUACAAAGGGAGAAAAUGAAUGGAGGGAUAGACUGCAUGGCCGAGAUAAUUGUUGGUUUUAUUAGGUCUAACGCCAGGUGAUCCUCACGAAUGCUUCUAAAGUUUUUCUUUAUUAAUUCUCUUUUAGAGCUAUAUACUCCGUAAUGAGUAAGUAGGAUUCUUUUGUUUUAGUAUUUUAAUAAAAGUAUUGAGUAUUUAUUGAAAGUAUGAAAAAAAGAAAAAUGUAUAAGGUUUUGUUACGUGCAUGCAUGCAAAAUGUACUCCACACCUGCCUUGUUACAUUAGAAAGCGAAAGAAAGAGAGAAAAGAAGAAAUAUAUAUAUGAAAGAAGGAAGAGAGAGAGAGAGAGAUAUGUCAAUUUACUAUUAAUCAAAUUAUAUUUGAAUAGCCAAAUUAGAAGUUCAAUAUUUCCUAUCUCGUUUACGCGAGAAAUAAAAAAAAGUGUAUUUGUCUGCAAUGUAAUAAGAUCAAAUUCUGUCUCCUGAUUGAAGCUAAUAAAGUAUGAAUAUAUAAAUGCGAUAUACUUGAGACACUACAGAUAAAUGAAAUAUCCGAAUUUGGAUAAAUAUGCAGUAUUCAACAGAAUUCGAUCUUAGAAGAGAUUUAUAAUGAAUAAAAAAUAUGUAGUUGUUUUUAUGUUAACAUUCGAUUUUUUAGACUAUAUAAAUUGUAUAUAUAUGAACGCGACUGUGAAUAAUGUCCAUUAAUAGUAGGUUGUAUGAAUAAAAAUUUAACAAAUCUUACUGUGCAGACAAUUCAAAUUACAAGCCGAUAAUAUGUGCUAUUAUUGUAAACAGUUAAAGAUCUUCAGGGGAAAGAAGUUAUUAGUUCGUAGAUUAAAUAUGGUCUGUGAGCUAUAUAGUUUGCGUUAUUGAAGUUAUACGAGCGAAUCUUUUUACAAGUGCAAAUGUAUAUUAUUAUAAUUUUAAAGCGCUACGCAAUGUACGAUACAUCGCUAUUUUCUGUUAUCAAGCUUCGGUUAAACCUCAGUUUGAUAGUGCUUUAAGGAUAUGUAAGAAUUUAUUUGCUAUCGCUUCGUUUACCAUUCACAAGAAAAGAUAUUGUUAAGAUACUACGAUAAAGAAACUACUUUUGUGUGACUCAAUGAGGGUACGUGAAUGUAUGACUGGUAAAAAAGAAAAUGUAUCGUCCUAGUUAAGGUUGCCUUAUUGGUUAUUUUUACAUUGUUUCAGAAGAAAUUGUGCAGUGAACUUAUAUUUUUUUAAUCGUUACGAAAUUUUAAAAUAUAAUUUCAAAUUGAAUGUAAAUUAACUUGUAGUAUAAAAAUAUAGUUAUCUUUUAAAUAUCUUAAUAUGGUAUGUUACAAAAAGAGAUAAGAAUUGUAAGUUGCGUUUAACUUUUAAAAUUAUUUAUUAUGACAAUGUGACUCGUACGAUAGUAUACAUAGCGAUUAAUAAUAAUCAGUGAGAAUUAUUCGGUUCAUUGCAUAGUUCUCUCAGAGUGUGCUGUACAUAUUAGUGUUCUCUAUGCAAAUGUGUAUCUUGCAUAAAUCGAGAUUGAUCAUUCUGCGAUUUUAUUUUUUCGAAUAAGUCAUUCACUUUAGACAUUCGUUAUCGUAAAUCGAGAGAAUAAUCGUGAUGUGCCUGAUCAUAGAUCAUAAGUUACAGAGGGCAUUUCAAUUAUGACUUGUAUUGAUAUUUAAAACAGUCCAUGAUUACAAGAUACGCGACCGCAGUAUACAUUAUCAUUUUGUUUAUAUUAUACAAAUGAUAUAGAAAUUAUAAAGUACGCGUCAAGAAGUUAC
Molecule: messenger RNA, 4829 nt
Organism: Odontomachus brunneus
Lineage: Eukaryota; Metazoa; Arthropoda; Insecta; Hymenoptera; Formicidae
Product: WD repeat-containing protein 48
Exons: 12
Coding region: 569-2623 (684 amino acids)
Biological process (GO): protein deubiquitination; double-strand break repair via homologous recombination
Molecular function (GO): ubiquitin binding
Source: RefSeq, a predicted model, not a curated record